AUGUUAUUGUUCAUUUUUCGAAUUGUUUUUUUUCUUAUUAUUUUUUGUAAAAAAACAGGAGGAAAUUAUUUUUCCGACAGUCAUAAUGUUACGUUAGCUGUUAUAGUUGAACAAAAAUUUGCAUCGAAAGAUGAUUUAUCUUUUGUUAUAAAAAAUCUUAUAUCCGAUGCAAGGAAAAAAUUUGUUAAAAAUGGAGAUUUAACAGUUCAAUAUCAUACGAAUACAAACACGAUUCCAAAAAAAAAUUUGAUAGCCGUUCUGUCGAUCGCAUCUUGUGAAAAUACUUGGAAAAUAUUUCGUAAUGCAGAAGAUGAUAGUAUUCUUCAUCUUGCUAUUACCGAAGCUGAUUGUCCUCGUUUACCAUUUGAAGAAGCCAUUACUGUACCGUUGAUUCGAGAAGGUGGAGAAAUUUCACAAAUUAUUUUAGACAUACGAACAAUUCAUGGCAUCGAUUGGAAAUCGGCUGUUAUUUUUUAUGAUACUUCAGCAAUCGACGGGGAAGAAAUUCAAGGAAUAACGUCUGCUUUGUCAAUGUCGGUACCAAUUCAUUCGGUGGAUCCAGCAUCAGUAUCAAUAUUUAAAUUGGAAAGAAAAAAAAACGAAUGGAGCAGGAGGAAACAAAUUCGUAACAUACUAACAAAUUUCCCAUCGAAAAUAUUGGGUAGUAAUUUUUUGGUAAUUGCAAAACGUGACCUUGUCGGAGUUAUCAUGGAAGUCGCUAAAUCAACAGGACUAGUUCAUCCUCUUUCACAAUGGCUUUACAUAAUACCAGAUACAAAUGUAAUUCGAGACAAUAUAACCGCCCUGUCAACGCUCCUCAUGGAAGGCGAUAAUGUUUCUUUCAUAUACAACGGAACCUCAGAUAAUCCAGAUUGCAUCGUUAGAUUAAUUUGUCACGUUGAUGAACUCAUAAAAAGUUUUACCGUUUCAUUAAAUGAAUUAAUUAGAGAAGAAAUUGAAUUAUCAAGUCAGGUUUCUGAUGAAGAAUGGGAAACUAUAAAACCUACAAAAUUAGAUCGUCGCAUUUCUUUACUUUCUCACAUUAAGACAAAAUUGUCUGAAAGUGGAGGUUGUGAUAAAUGUGUCACGUGGUUAUUAAAAGCCGGUGAAACUUGGGGUAAAGAAUUUGAAAUAAGAAAAAAGGGCGAGUCGCGCUACGAUGAUUUUCUUCAAGAUGUCGGUCUUUGGCAUCCGAGAUCGGGUCAUGUUAUGAAAGACAUUUUAUUUCCGCAUAUCGUUCACGGUUUUCGCGGUCGUUCUUUACCUCUAAUUUCUUUUAAUCAUCCUCCGUGGCAGAUAAUUAAUCACAAUGAAUCUGGUCAAUUUGUUGAAUUUAAAGGAUUAGUUUUUGAAAUAGUCAACGAACUUGCUAAAAGUUUAAAUUUUUCGUAUUCUGUAAUUUAUCCACAGCAAAAAGACAAGCAAAAUUUUUUUAACGAUUCUGCAAAGUACGAGGGGUUAAAUGGAACUCAGGAUUUUUCAACGAUAGCAGCAAAUUGGGAAAUAAUUAUAGAAGCGAUAAAAAAUAAAAAAGUUUUUUUAGGAGCCGUUGCUUUUAUUGUAUCUCCAGAACACAAACGUUUUAUUAAUUUUACAACUCCAAUUGGAAUCGAACCUUAUACGUUUUUAGUGGCACGACCACAAGAAUUAAGCAGAGCUCUUUUAUUUUUAUCACCGUUCGGAGGAGACACGUGGCUUUGCAUCGCCUUGGCAGUAGCCAUCGUUGGACCAUUGUUAAAUUGGUUUCAUCGCUCUACACCGUAUUAUGAUUAUUUUAACACGAGAACCUCAGGUGGUUUACAGACUGUUACCAACUGCUUAUGGUAUAUGUAUGGCGCUUUAUUACAACAAGGAGGAAUACAUUUACCCAUGGCCGACAGCGGUAGAAUUAUCGUCGGAGCUUGGUGGUUAUUCGUUUUGGUUAUCGUAACGACGUACAGUGGAAAUCUCGUAGCUUUUUUAACGUUUCCAAAAAUGGACGUGCCCAUAAACACGAUACAAGAACUCCUUCUACGAAAAAAUAGUCUCAAUUGGGGAUUCGUUAGAGGUUCGCCAGUGGAUUUGAGGCUUAAAAAUAACGUAGAUCCAAAAUAUAAGGAAUUAUACGAUAAUGCACAAUUGUAUCGUAAAUUAGAAUCGGAAACGAUAGAAAAAAUUCGAAAAGGAGAACACGUUUACAUGGAUUGGAAAACUAAUAUGUUAUUUUUAACAAAAAAACAAUAUGUGGAAACGGGAACGUGCGAUUUUACAUUCGGAACCGAAGAAUUUUUAGAAGAACAAUUAGCUAUGGUAAUUGCUCAAGGAAAUCCAUACCUUCCACGUAUAGAUCAAGAAAUAAGAAGGAUACAUAGAGUGGGAUUAAUAUAUAAAUGGCUACAGGAUUACCUUCCAAAAAAAGAUAAAUGUUGGAGUACGAAUCGUUUGACAGAAGUAACAAGUCACACGGUUAAUAUGAGAGAUAUGCAAGGAUCUUUUUUUGUCCUCUUCCUAGGUAUCAUACUCUCAACUAUUCUUAUUUUAACAGAAUAUUUUUAUAAGAAAAAAACAGAUCGUGAAAAAAACGUCAUCAAACCUUUCACGACCUGA
Pediculus humanus corporis (human body louse) is the source of this 2586-nucleotide messenger RNA. Its product is annotated as glutamate receptor delta-1 subunit precursor, putative. Gene Ontology annotation, biological process: monoatomic ion transport. The coding region runs from base 1 to 2586 and encodes 861 amino acids. The record is from RefSeq and is a predicted model, not a curated record. NCBI's taxonomy places the organism in Eukaryota, Metazoa, Arthropoda, Insecta, Psocodea, Pediculidae. The transcript has 17 exons. Gene Ontology annotation, cellular component: membrane. Gene Ontology annotation, molecular function: ligand-gated monoatomic ion channel activity; signaling receptor activity.